AUGUCUAACUUAACAUCCACAUCCACUUCUUCAAAGAUAAAUGUUUCAACUUCACAAACCAGAACAACGAUAAAUUUAUCACCGAGUAAUGUCGAUAAUUCAGAUUUUCAAGAUUUCUUUAAGAAUUCACGUGGUCACGAAAUUUAUAGUGAUAGAUUUUCGUCACCUUCCGAAACUUUUCAAUCACCUUCAACAACGAAUCCGGGAUUCUCUUGGCGUUUGAACCAAGUGACUGAUAUGAAUUAUAAAAGUAAUGAGAAGAUUGACUUGAAUUGUACUUCAACAAGUAGUAAUGAGAAGAUUGAUGAAAAAGAUUCAGAAAUGAUACUUUUAAGAUCCAUUCCACCUUCAACUGAAAUGUAUUUUCCUGAUGAUGUGAGAGAAUUAACUAGUCACGGAAUUAAAAAUUUUUGUGAUUUCGAAACCAUCUUUCCUGAAAAGAAUUUUGAUCAAUCGAUUACAUUGGUCAUCAUAAUAAAUUUUUAUAAAUUAGAAAUUGAAGAAAUUAAUAACAUUGAUGAUGAUUCCGAAAAUAUGAAUGGUAAUUUUAUUGAAAGUUUUAAUAAUCCAAUUUGUAGUGAUAUCUUAUUUAAUUUGGAUUGUGGAUCAAAGAUUUAUGCCAAGAGUGAAUUUCUUGCAAUGAAAUCACCAUUUUUUAAAAAAUUAUUCGACGGCGAAGUCACAUUUCAAGAAGUCGAGGCCGGAGUUAAACGAGUUUUUAUUAAAAACACGAAAUAUGAUUAUUUUCGAUUGGUUAUUUAUUUCGCUUAUACCGGAAAAAUUGAAUCAUUGGAAGAACAAAAUUUAUCUUAUGAUGAUUUAAUACAAUUAUUAAUGAUGGCUCAAUCAUUUGAAUAUAAAGAAUUUGGAAACGAGAUUACUUUAAGACUUGGAAAUAUCAUUAAUUUAGAGAAUUGGGAUGAAAUUCUUUUAAUCAAUAAAAGGAUAGGUUGUAGUGAAUUAAAAUGUAAAGUAUUAAAAUUUAUUAAUGAGAAUUGGAAUCAAAUAAGAGAUAUUAAUUGGAUUAAAAAAUUCGUUGAUCUGGACGAUUUUGAAUUGAUUGAAGAAAUAUUUGAAGCAAAAUUCUUUAAACAUUAA
Diversispora eburnea is the source of this 1098-nucleotide messenger RNA. NCBI's taxonomy places the organism in Eukaryota, Fungi, Glomeromycota, Glomeromycetes, Diversisporales, Diversisporaceae. The record is from the annotation of a GenBank genome assembly.